AUGAAUGGUGCGAACGGGGGAUAUGUGUUUUAUGGCGAGGGUGUGGAAGUCGGGCUGUCCAACGUCGGUGGCGACGUCCACGACGGCCGUUUGGAUCCGAGGGCCAAUAGACGUCUGAGAUGGCGAAAGAUAGAGUGCCCCGCGAAGACUGUCAAAAGUCCGAAGCGGUAUGGAGAGCGGGAAGGGAAGAAGAGCUCGUCGGAGGUGGAGAAACGGGUGAAAGGGGCAAAGAGCGAAGCGACUUCGAAAGAGCGUUCAAAGCGCAUGUUGCUUUCGCCUGCUUUGACGCUCUCCUCCACCUCCGAUGACGACUCCUCGUCCUCCACUACCUCCUUUGCUCUCGGACUUUCGAUAGUCGUCGCCGGGCGCACCACUCUACGCCAUCGCAGAUCUCGGGUCCCUCGGAUCAAGACGGUCAUCGUCGACGACGUCGCCAACAUCGGGCAGCACGACUUCCACACCCUCACCACUGCAUCACCCGGCGCCGCCCCAUUCCUGCCCCGUUUACUUUGA
Messenger RNA from Stereum hirsutum FP-91666 SS1, 513 nucleotides. RefSeq lists its product as uncharacterized. The record is from RefSeq and is a predicted model, not a curated record. The transcript has 2 exons. Bases 1 to 513 code for a protein of 170 amino acids. Lineage: Eukaryota; Fungi; Basidiomycota; Agaricomycetes; Russulales; Stereaceae.